AUGUAUCGUGCCAGUCAAGUUCUGAAUCGGCUCCGUCUACUCUCGGUUGCCAGCCUUAAUGGCAGAUUGAAAAGUACUAUACCUCCACCUGGUGCAAAAUCCCUAUCGUCUCCUCUUGCUAAAGAUUCAUUCUUAAAUGGCAGCAACGCCGUAUUUAUCGAUAGCUUGUACGAUCAAUGGAGGGCUGACGAAGAAUCGGUUGAUCCGUCAUGGCGAAAAUAUUUCUCAGAAUCCUCGUACGGAAUCGAUAGCACUGUAACCGGAACCGCUGAACAGUUAAGCGUCAACGAAACCGUUACUGACCAUUUAAAAGUUCAAAGUUUAAUCCGCUGCUAUCAGCAUUUAGGCCAUCAUAUUGCUGCCUUGGAUCCUUUGAAUCUUUACAAUGCCGAUCUUGAUCCAUCUAUUCCAUUAGAGCUAAAGCUGCCUACCUAUAUUAGUAGUGAGGAAGACCUGCAGCGCUACUUUACAUUACCGAAAACGACACAGAUAGGUGGCGAUGUAAAAACACUCAAGUUGCAGGAAAUAUAUGAUCGUCUAAGGAGAAUUUAUUGUGGUAGUAUUGGCGUUGAAUAUAUGCACAUUACCGAUCCUAAAACUUUCGAAUGGAUUCGUGAUAAAUUUGAAACACCUGGAAUUACCGAUUUAUCACAAGAAGAUAAACUUAAAGUUCUCAGGAGAUUAUUAAAAUCAGUCGGGUUUGAGAAUUUCCUAAAUCAAAAAUGGUCAACGGAGAAACGAUUUGGUUCGGAAGGUUGUGAGGUAAUAGCUCCUGCCUUGCAAGAAAUUGUUGAUCGAUCAGCCCAGCUAGGUGUUGAUAAUUUUAUUGUAGGGAUGUCUCAUAGAGGACGAUUAAACGUCAUUGCAAACGUUGCAAAACAACCUUUAGCAAAGAUCUUUAGUAGAUUUAAGAAAAAUCUAUCCUUUCAUAACGGUACCGGUGAUGUAAAAUAUCAUCUAGGAAUGUUUACCAAUACAUAUAAUGAGGCAGCUGGUAAGGAUGUUACCUUUACAAUGGCUGCCAAUCCAUCUCAUUUGGAAGCCGUAAAUCCAAUCGUACAAGGCAGAACUCAUGCAGAACAAUUCUUCCAUACUGGAGAUAAUCCUGAAAAAAAGGUCAUGGGUAUUCUUGUACAUGGUGAUGCAGCAUUCGCUGGCCAAGGUGUUGUAUAUGAAACUGUCCAGCUCAGUAACGUAGAUAAUUAUUCAACUGGUGGUACUGUCCACAUUGUUGUGAACAAUCAGAUCGGUUUUACAACUGACCCAAGAAAUGGUCGAUCAUCUUCGUAUUGCACAGAUGUUGCUAAGGUAGUUAAUGCUCCGAUAUUUCACGUUAAUGCUGAUGAUCCUGAGGCCGUGGUCUAUGCUAGUCGAGUAGCUGCUGAGUACAGAGAUACUUUUCAAAAAGAUAUAUUCAUUGAUUUGGUUUGCUAUAGGCGUUAUGGUCACAAUGAAAUGGAUAAUCCAGAAUUUACUCAUCCAGCCAUGUAUCGUGCAAUUAAAACUAAACCAGGUGUACUAUCACUUUAUGUUAACAAAUUGGUCAAGGAAGGAGUAUGUACUAGAGAAGAGUACAAACAAGAAGCAAAGCGUUUCAACAACGCAUGUAAGGAAGCGGCUGAGAUUGCUGAAAAUCAAACCAGUAAUGACGUACAUGAUUGGAUAUCUGCUGAUUGGAAAUCUUUCCUGAAAUCGAGUAAUUACAACGAAACUAUGGAAACUGGUGUUCGGAGAGACGUUUUGAACCACGUCGGAGAUGCGUUUUGUUCAGUUCCGAAACAUAUUACUGUUCACAACACAUUGAAGGGUGUUUUAAUGAAACGUAAACAACUUUUGGACGAUGGUAAAGCUGACUGGGCGAUGGGAGAAGCAAUGGCAUUUGGAUCUCUACUAAAAGAGAAUGUUCAUGUUAGACUCAGUGGGCAAGAUGUAGAAAGAGGAACAUUCAGUCACCGUCACCACAUUCUACAUCAUCAAUCAUAUACUGACAUUGAUGGCAAAAUUAAGUGGAACAUUCUUGACAAUUUGUUCGAUGACCAAGGGAGAUACACCAUUAGCAAUAGCAUAUUAUCCGAAUACGGAGUAUUAGGAUUCGAGACUGGAUAUAGCAUUGCCAGGCCGAACAUGUUGGUUUGCUGGGAAGCACAGUUCGGAGAUUUUCAUAAUUGUGCUCAGCCAAUAAUCGACCAGUUCAUUUGUAGUGGUCAAGAGAAGUGGGGCUAUCAAACUGGUAUAGUUUUAUUAUUGCCUCACGGAUACGAAGGCAUGGGACCAGAACAUUCCAGUGCUCGCUUAGAGAGAUUUCUGCAGCUUUGCAAUGACGAUAUGGACGUUAUUCCAGUAAUUGAUGAAAGCGACGUAAUCAAACAACUGCAUGAUCAUAAUAUGCAGGUCGUUAAUUGUUCCACACCUGCAAAUUAUUUUCAUGUUCUAAGACGGCAGGUUUCAUUUAACUUCCGAAAACCAUUAGUAAUAAUGACGCCUAAAAGUCUGCUACGACUUCCGGCUGCAGUGUCUUCCUUAGAUGAAAUGGGACCUGGUACGAGUUUCCAACGUGUUAUACCAGAAACAGGUGAAGCAUCGGAAGAUAGUAACUGUAGUAGUGUAAAGAGGGUUAUUUUAUGCUCAGGAAAAAUGUAUUACGAUUUGCACAGUACUCGUAAAUCGAAGGGCUUAGAAAAAGAAAUAGCUAUAGCAAGAAUUGAACAGUUGUUCCCAUUUCCCUAUGAUAUGGUACAAAAAGAGAUUGAAAAGUUUCCAAAUGCAGAUAUUGUAUGGUGCCAAGAAGAACCUAAAAACAUGGGUGCUUGGGCCUUCGUUCAACCAAGGGUAUAUAAUAUCACUGGUCACCUGAAACUGCCAAGAUACGUCGGAAGAAAACCGUCAGGUUCUGUAGCUGCAGGCACUAAAAAAGAUCAUGAUAUUCAGCAGGCGGAACUAUUAGCAGAGGCCUUAGAUGUUGAUUAA
This is a messenger RNA of Trichoplax adhaerens, 2967 nucleotides long. RefSeq lists its product as uncharacterized. The coding region runs from base 1 to 2967 and encodes 988 amino acids. The record is from RefSeq and is a predicted model, not a curated record. The transcript is spliced from 28 exons. Gene Ontology annotation, cellular component: oxoglutarate dehydrogenase complex; mitochondrion. NCBI's taxonomy places the organism in Eukaryota, Metazoa, Placozoa, Uniplacotomia, Trichoplacea, Trichoplacidae. Gene Ontology annotation, biological process: tricarboxylic acid cycle. Gene Ontology annotation, molecular function: oxoglutarate dehydrogenase (succinyl-transferring) activity; thiamine pyrophosphate binding.